Pocillopora meandrina is the source of this 3394-nucleotide messenger RNA. The record is from the annotation of a GenBank genome assembly. Lineage: Eukaryota; Metazoa; Cnidaria; Anthozoa; Scleractinia; Pocilloporidae.
CCUUGAUUUGAAGAAACACAGAUGAUUGUAGUUAGGAACCUUAGAACAGGUGCAGGUCAAUGCUCCAGAGCGUUUAAAAUCUCCCGAAACAUUAUUAUGGCUAAAAGCUCUUUUCACACAACUAGCUGUAACAAAGCAGAGUUUCGCGAUCUACUCCAAAAGGCAAAGAACGUUGUUGUUCUAACUGGAGCAGGUGCUAGUGCUGAGAGUGGGAUUCCAACAUUUCGAGGCUCCGGUGGUCUUUGGAGAACUUUCAGAGCUCAAGAUCUUGCGACUCUCGAAGCAUUUCGUAGAAAUCCGUCAUUAGUAUGGGAGUUUUAUAGUUACAGGCGAGAAGUUGUCCUCACGAAACAACCAAACAAGGCGCAUUAUGCUAUUGCAGAGUUGCAGAAAAAGUUUGGAGAACAAGAUAGAAAUGUCGCCGUGAUAACACAGAAUAUUGAUGGAUUACAUCAGGCUGCUGGGACAAAAGAAGUAAUAGAACUUCAUGGUAGGGGUCUUCUCUCUUUUUUCUGGUAAAGUCACAGAAAAUACCUCUAUGUAAUAAAUUUACCUCUCAAAGAAUCACUAUUAAGUGCCUUGAUUAUUGCUUGAUAAUUUUCUCGUUGCUCUUUUUUCUUCAUUGGAAAGUAAUUAAGUAGAAGAUUAAUAAGAUUGAUACAAAAAGGAACCAAGACUGAGAAAAUCAGAUAAAUUAUAGUGAAUUUAAUUAGGAUUUUCCCCCUUAUUUAGAUGUAGUUUGAUGGGUUGGAUUGUUCAAUGUGAAAUAUAUAAUGACCAAACCUGAUAUCAAGUGCGAUAGAAAUGCAAAGGUUUUUUUUAUGGAAGUAAAUAAACAAGUGUGUAACUGACUUUUGGAAGAAUUUUUUGGGGUAAGGAAUGGGAGGGUCAGGGGAUUUAUUAAUACCGCCCACCAGAAACUGCAACAAGCAUUGCCAUUUCUUAUUUCCAGGGGCACUGUUUAAGACAAGAUGUACUGUAUGUGGACAUGUAACAGAAAAUAGGAACAGUCCAAUUGUACCCGCUUUAGCUGGGAAAGGGUAGGACAUCUAAUUUCAGGCAACUUUUAGCAGAUGAAACUUCUCAGUCACAGAAUGAAUGUCUCAAGCCUUUAGAUCCCAAGAGAAACCAUCAUACAUUAAUCUCUCCUUACAGUAAUACUGCUGAGUCAUCUAUUAGAAUUGAUCACUAAACUAAGAAGCUUUGAUAUUUAAACAAUUUCUCCUCAUCUGUACCAAAUGAAAUGUUAAGAGAAGGGUGUGGAGAGUAUGGAUACUGACAUUAGGGUGUGAAGUGUUAUUUAAGCUACCUGUAUACAUAUUAUAAAAGCUUAAGUGGACAAUAAACAAUCAUUAUUUCAUUUCAUAAAGUUUUCAUAAGUUUAGAGAAAAGCAGAGUUUAAAUAGGGUCCUUUGUUCUUUGGCAAAAUUAUCCAGGCACACAUUUCACAUUGACAAAAUGGUGCACUCAUGUAGAAUGGAAAAUUUUCCUUGCCAAAAGUAGAUCAUGUUCUCAAAAUGUAAAUUGAAAAAAAAAAAGAAUUUUUGAUUCUUUUCCAACCGGUGCCUUUGACUGUUCACGUCACUUUUCACAGAUUUUGACUUUAUAAAUUAUAUACUGUUCAUGAUUUCAGAGCACCUGAUCCUGAUGCCCAGGAUGCAAAGAUUCCGGAGAAAGAUCUACCCAGGUAAGAAACUUGAGAUAACGUGUCUAAAUAUAGUCAAACAUAUACAUUUCGGGUUUUUUUAUUAUUGAGACUGACUGCUAUACACAAACACCUUCAGGGUGGCCAGAAAGUUUUAAAGUACUUUUGAUUUCUUUCCAAUAUUUGAGUUGCUAAACUCGAGGUGUGGCUCAUCUACAAGUGAAGCUUAUACAAUCAUUAUGGUGUUUAUGGUACUCUGCUGUAUUAUUAAAAUAGGUACUCCAUUCCUAAUGUAUCUUUUUGAUUAAUUAUAAAUUUUAAUUCAGGUGUGUCCAGCCCAAUUGCGGACAAUUGGCCCGUCCUCAUGUUGUGUGGUUUGGAGAAAAUCUAGACUACAAUGUAUUGAAAGCUACAAACAAUGCCUUGGAAAAGUGUGAUAUGUGUCUUUUGGUAUGGAUUUCUGAAAUAUUGAAGAUAAAUUCCCUAUUUCCAGGCUCCUCUCAGUUGCUGUUAUUAUUCUGUCCUUCCCUUUCCCCUUUCCUCUCCCCCAAAAGUCCCUUUUCCUUCUCUCCCCUACUCCCAAAGUACCUCUCCACUCCUCCACCCUCCAAAUGGAACAACAACAAUAAAACCAAUUUCCAGGUAGACCCUAAAUUUCCUGAUGACCAGAGGGACCCAAAAUUGUAUAUUUGUACACUUAAUUCUGCAUUUCCCCCCCCUUCCCUUGACCCAUUUUGACCAGUAUUAAAAUCCUAUUUUACCAGAAAGUCAUAUGUAGCCAUGUGGAUUCAAUAAUCCUAUUUUCAGGUUGGUACAUCAUCUGUGGUGUACCCAGCUGCAGGAUUUGCACCAAUGUUGGCUGCCAGAGGGGUCCCAGUUGCAGAAUUCAACAUGGAAGAGACAACAUGCACUGGAGAAUUCAGGUGCAUAAAUUUGUUCAUAUAUCUCAUGUCACUAUGCCAUUUCAGGUCAGACACAAGAAAAAUCUUACCAAAUUGCAAUGGAUGGAAAAGAACUCCUUCCACACAAAUUCCUAGAACUUUGAGUGGGCUCAUUUUUAGCUAGUUAACUUAAACCUUUUACUUCCAAGAUCUCUUUAAUAAUUCUCCUCACUGUCUGCCAUACAUUGCUUGUAAUUUUUGUUCUGAGAAUUCAGUUUUGGAUCAACUGAUAAUCCCAUAAUUUUAGUCUAUAACUUACAGUAAAUCCCAAUUGUACAAGGCUGCUGAGAAUUAUCUACUCUUGCUUUUUCUCUCAUAGAAGGCUAACACAGACGGAGACAGACUUUAAUUAGUCUCUCCAAGUGUUUGUAUACAUUUAGUGGCAGUGCUUCAUCGUUCCAUUAAUGGGGCAAUCUAUAAAGCUAUCUUCAAGCUGCCAAAGUAGUACUUAGAACUACCAUGAAUCCAAUCUGCCAGUGGUGACUCAAACCCUAUGUCUUUUUCUAGGCUUUGAAUCUGAUGCAUUGAUCACCUCUAAGGGCUUGGCUAAAAGAAGGGGUUAAAAAAGGAGGGGGGGGUGUGUUGAGGUUCACUUCACUUACUUUCUCUAUCAAUGGUAAAAUUUAAAUUUCAGAAUAAGAAAACUAACUGGGGACCCAUUCAUGAUGGUAAAACACUAGUGUAAAGAACCCACUUCUAAGAAACUCUUUUUAGAUCCCCGACUAGGACAUUACCUCCUGCCAUUGGGCUCAACAACACACAAACAAAGGAUUUUCCAUAUUGCUACACUGAAAAAAAUCAUUUCAAA